Messenger RNA from Phragmites australis (common reed), 6294 nucleotides. RefSeq names its product protein SHORTAGE IN CHIASMATA 1 homolog. The record is from RefSeq and is a predicted model, not a curated record. The coding region runs from base 119 to 5320 and encodes 1733 amino acids. The transcript is spliced from 10 exons. Gene Ontology annotation, biological process: resolution of meiotic recombination intermediates; reciprocal meiotic recombination. Lineage: Eukaryota; Viridiplantae; Streptophyta; Magnoliopsida; Poales; Poaceae.
UUCAGCCUAAUACUGGCUUCUAGAAGUUUGGCCCGUUACAAACUGGUACGUAUUCGAAUUUUGAAUCUUCGAAAUCAACAGCCAGUUCUCCGCCGCCUCCUUCCCCCGGCGCCUCACCAUGCGGGCCCGCUUCCUCGCCACCGACUACUUCGCGCCGUCGCCGUCGGCUGCUGCCGCCUUCGACCAGGCCCUAGCCCUAGCGUCCUUGCCCUUCCCCUCCCUCCCCGUCCCGAACCUUCCUCCCGAUCACCACCUCCCCGCCCCAUUCCCCUUCCCCGCCGAUUUCCUCCCCGCCGCGAGCGUCGCCGGCGAUGAUCUCGACUCGCUCCCCGUCGCCACCGCGCUCUCCGAGUUCCUCGCUGCCAUCAUCCCGCGGCCCCUGCCUGUGCCGCAUAUCCCCGCCGCCGACGAGGGACUGGAUGAUUACCUCUACGACAGGGGCGGGAAUGGCAAGGGUUUUAGCUCGACGGAGCAUGUUGCACUCGACAUCCCUAAGGGAUUGAAUGAGAUCUGCUGCGAGAAAAGUGAGAAGGAAGAGGGGUCCGGUUCGGAGGCCUCCGAUAUUACGAAGCGAUGGGAGCUGUUGAAGGAGCUAAGGUUUGAGGUUAUAGAGGUCGAUAUCCUGCCGGUUUUGCAGAGCAAAAUUGCAUCACUUGGUGGUGAAGAAUCGGAUGGUGGUGUCACCUUAUCGUUUGGUGUCCCAGAUGUGAAAAUCCAUCUGGAUUUUAUUGAUAUUGACACUGAGACAACAAUAACAUAUCCAGCUGAACUUACAGAGUCAAUUUAUCAAGUAGAAAAAAUCCCUGUAAAACAUGACGAUGAUGAGGACUGUUCUUAUGCAAGAGAUGGCUACUGCUUGGAAAUUGCAGGAUUAGAUCCUGGUAUAAUAAUACCUCAACUGGAGGUUAGUAGGAAUUCUUGGGAGCUUGAUGAAUGUCCAACUAAGGCAGCGAUAUCCAAUAUUUUUCUUAAUAUUAUCGAACACUUAAAUGAUGGAGCACAAGUUCAUCAUCCAGCAUUUGACUCAACUGAGUUCUUGAAAUCAUGCGAUAUGGACAUGUUGGCCUUUGUUUGCGAGGAUGUCCCACGUGUGGACUAUCGAGCAGAUAAACCAAUAACAGCGAAGGCUGUAGCAGAAAUGGAUCUUGUGAGGAUCAAUGAUAAUAUUCUAGUCGAGAAAAAGUCAGCAUUAUACCCUCUGAAGCCUGAUGGGACCUGUUCACGCUUGCCUUGCUCCAUUCUUUUGGAGGAGGUAGAGAUCAUUGAUGAUCCUUCUGAUGAUGUCUUCAAGAUGCUUGUUCAGUCAGACAAAGCUGAGAUGAAUACAUCUGAUGAAAUAUUCAAAGAUGAUUUUAAUCCAGCAAGACGUUUCUAUGAAUCAGUGGUUAGCUCUGAGUUGGCUUUAGUUGAUGAUACAUUCAAAUCACUACCUACGCCUAUUCUAACUGAUGAUAAAGCAAUGAGAUCUUUGCUACCCCCUAUAGAAGAAGUACUAUGCUCCCUGAAACCACUUCCUCUAUCGGCAGCAGAUGAAAUUUAUUUGGAUUGGCAUCUUAUAUCGGAAGGGCCAUGCAACCGGGAGAUCUGCUCUACUUAUGCGAGCAUGGUUGAGGAGGUUAAACCUUGCAGUUUAAGUUCUGAGCUUCAAAUUAGUUCUCAGCAGAUAUCAGCGCUUGACAUUGAUUUUCUGGAGGAUUUUCAGAGAAGUGCAAAGCUUCAACAUGAGGACAAGCAGAAUGAGCUUAAUGUUCCUGUGCCUAUAUUUCAUGAUACACCAGCUAAUUUGAAAGCAGCUCAGAAGCACAGGCAGGAAAGUGAUAGUAGAGGUCAUAGCCACAGGGGGAAACCGAGUUCAGAGAAGGCAUCUUCCUUGUUUGAGUCAGUGUCACAGUCGAAUGACCUAAACUUCUACUUGAAUGUUAGGAACGGCAAUAAUAAAGUAAAAACUAACAAGAAUGUUGCUACUUUAGACAUCCCCUCUUCAAAACAGCAAGCAGUUCCUUUUUCAACCAGACCUAAAGUUGAGAAACUCAUAGAAAUUCAUCCUGUCGGCCUCUCAGAUCUUAUCCGAGGCCUUAUCAAAGACAUCCAUCUAAGCUAUACGUCUGCUUUUCGAGAAAGCGUAUAUUUCAGACAUUCUUUCUCAGAUGGGCAAGAUUUAAGCAUUUCGAAACAGAAACUUCUUGAACUGAUAACUGGAGAAGGUUCAGAAGGCUUGCUUAAUCACUGUAAAAACGAAGAUAAGAUGGAGCUUAUUGUACUGUAUGCAUUGAAGCAGGUUGCAUAUUACCUAUGUUUCUUUGGUCUGCAUGCUGCCCAUCUGUACAUAGGCAAUUUGACUGGAAGCUUCGAAAAUAUUCCUGGGAGGUUAAGAAAUAUUCAAUGUUGCAUUGGUGACGCACGGUUGAAAGCUGAGAAGCAACUGUUUGAGUCCCAUCCGUCAUUGUCUGACAUCGAGACAAUCCUGAGAUCGAAUGCCCAAAUCGGCCAAAAGAUCCUUAUAGUUGCUGAUAGAGCUUUCUGGCUGCCAUUGGGUCAAAAGCUAACUUCCAUGAAGAUAACAUUUGUUGAGCUAGGAAAAUACCCUUCUGCAAUUUAUUCAGAUCCUGUGAGCAAGAGAAACUCUAAAACUUGGGUUCUGGAAGAAUUAUGGAAAUCAGAUUGCAUUCUGCUAGAUAACAAGAACAUUCCAGCUUCAUUCCCUUUCAGUGAGUUUGACAUCAUACUGGAAUACGGAUGUCCAAAUAAAUCAUCUACCUUGUUAUCUCUGGCUCCCAAAUUAGAUGGUUUGCCACCACUGCAUUUCCUGUAUGUCAAAGUGGAUGGUGAUGACUUUCCAGUCGCUCUUCUUGAGGACAACCACACAGACCAGGAUUUGAAAUCCACAUUGGAUGCUGUUUUGCAUACACUUCAGAAAGACUUGCAGGAGAAGAUGAACAAAAUGCGUAUUGUUGAUUCAUUAAACUUUAUACCGGCAACAAAUCAACUGCAACAUCUGGAGGAAAAGCUGAGCAAACAUCUCACUGCUGAUUCAUCAAAAAAAAUUCAUGUAGAUGGUCAACUGCACGAUCAAGGAAAUCUGGAUGAAAAGAAUAUUGUUGAUUCACAUAACUUUGUGCCUGCAGCUGAACAGCUCAAUACUUCGAACCAAAUAACCUUAGUCAAUUCACAAAUCUUUGUGCCUGCAGUUGAGAAGAGUAGUUCUACUUCUUCUGUAUCUGCCAAUGUUAUGAUAUUCCCCCAAGACAACCAAUCUGAUAGUGACUUCCCCCUCAAUGCGAAAAUUGACAGCACCAAGUCAGGAAUAUUGUCUGCUGAUGAGGUAGUGAUUGUUGUAAAUACUAGAAAUCAUGGAAAGAAUAUGAUAUUCUCCCGAAGAUCAUCUUAUCAGCAGAUACUAGGUUUGGAGAAAGGAGGAAUGCAGGUUGUAGAGCGAGAUGUUGAUCUGCCUGUGGACCUAAUACUUAGCGCUGCAGUUUGUUUACUAUGGUAUGAUACCAGAACCUUAGGGUACAGUGAAUUAACAAUAUCAGAGGAAACAUCUGGUAUAACAAAUUUUAUAGAGGAUAUUGCUACCAACAUUCUGAUGUCACUUAGCUUCCCUUUCAGUGGCUGCAUAAUGGUCUUUGAGGGAGAAAACCACUUCCUUUCUGCUGUAAUGGAGGCAUCUUAUUCUCUAUAUGCUUCAGCUGCUAGUCUGGACAUGAACUUGCAGCUAUUCUUCUCACAAAUGCCCAAAUCAACAGAUCAAAUCAUUCUCAAUUGUAUCAGGAAUGCAGCUAGGAUUAAUCAAGCUCCUUCUCCAGAUAUAUCUGAAUCAGAAAGCCUGGCUGAAUCCUUUCUCAUGGCAUUCCCUUCAAUUAAUCCUCUGUCUGCACACAUGAUACUUUCUUCUAGCACUAUUGUGGAUUUCCUCAGUUGGUCACAUGAGCAACGCACUCAGGCUAUUGAAAAGUAUCUUUUGCCUCCACAGAGCAUUUCUCUCUUCAGUGCUUUGUGCAAAUUUGGUGAGCUAGGUGAAUCAAGGUCCGUAAUGACUGAAUGCUCUUCUUUAGACUCAGAUAUCAGUAGUGCAUUGUUGCAGUCCCCGAAGAAAAAGAAAAAGCGUGCCAUGCAAGACUUUUCAGUAGCAGUUAAUGCUGUCUGCCCUAAUCCUCUUAUUCAGUUGUGUGAUUAUGUAGAACGUGACAAUGUAUUCUCACCGCCUAAGUUGAGGAAAUUCUCACACAUGGAGGAUGCAAUGCCCGAGCUCCCAGAAGUCUUUAUUGUCAAUCAAAGUUUGAAUAUGGGGAGUGAAGGUGUCUCUUAUCAGCCAAGAAAUCAUGAUAUAAAUGCAAUCUCUGGGAAUCAGAUGAUAGAUGAUGAUUUCAUCAAUGGGCUGACUCCAAAUCUGAGAACAUGCAAUGAAAGGACUAGUAGUAUGGUGGACACAUGCAAUUUUUCUUGGCAAUCUGAAUUAGGAGCUGAACAACCAAUCAAAAGCUCCUUUCCCAAAAGCAGACCAUCACUCUGCAGAACUUACAGUCAUCCAAUAUUUCCAACUGCAUUGGAGAUCAAUAACAACCCUGGUGACUGGGAUAUUUCAUGCGGUGCAAAUCAAACAUGGAAGGGUCAUAUACAUGGGGAUUUCGCCACAAGGUCUUGCAGAAACGAUCUGGGCGGCGGAUAUCAUGAAUCAAGAGAGCAAAUAAUGCAGAAUCCAGCAAGUUCACUUGCUUUUCUGAAACAGGAUUUUGGUUGUCACGGAACGUCACAAGGCUCAGGCUGGGAAAUUGAUUAUCUAAGACAAAUGAAUGAAAAGAGCAGAGCAUGCCGGGAGAGAUCUAGAUGCAAUGCUUCAGCAACAUUGUCAAAUUCAAGAAUGAGGGAUGGCUCAUCUAGAAUUCUGAGUGCUCCUCCUAUCGAAUCUUUCAGAUAUCAAAGAAAUGUAGACACUCCUUUGAGGAACCAGAGCCCUUCAAAUGGGGCUCACAGGUAUGGUCCUAUUGAAUCUUUAAGAUAUCAAAGAAAUAUAGACACUCCUUUGAGGGGUCAGAGCCCUUCAAAUGGGGCUCACAAGUAUGGGAAAGGCAGAGAAGGGACUAAAGCACAGAGCCAUAGGGUAAGAAAGGAUUUUAAGGUACAACCAAGUAUAAAUCAUGAAAAGAGCAUAGUGCCGUCCAUCGAGCCAACGUGGACUCCUGUUGACAAGAGAGCGAGACAGAAACUUUCAUUUGCAACUUAUGGGAAGGAAAAGCAAAGCAAGCUGGUCUGGAGACACCAAAGCAGCCCUGGUGUUGGAUGUGGCUCCCGGAAAAGAUACCGCGAAGAAGGUACAUAGAUUAUCAGGUCCACUAAAGCUCUAGGCAUCAAGAGCAUAUUGUUUUUGGGAGAAAAAGCACCCAUAACAUGAAGUUUUAAUAUUUUAAUUGCUAAAGAUAAUCCAUCAAAUAUGUUCUAACCAGAACUUACACCACCAUGAACCUUGUGGGAGAUAGAAUACAUUGGACAUUCUAUUGCCUGACAAUGUACAUAUUUUUUAGCACUCCUGGAUAUCAUUGAAUGUUGUUGCAUCAUUGUACAUAUUUUUUUAGCAAUCCUGGGUAUCAACCUUCGAAAUUGAUCUACCACUAGCAUCUUCCAUUUCUGGAGCUUUGCAUUAGCUAUUUCGUUUAUCAGGAAAUUUUAUUCAUACCACUAAACCAAGGGUAGUACCCAAUAAUACCAUAAAAAAUUUCCCCCUUCCAUUCAUACCACCACCCUUUCAAAUUUAUUUCAUCCAUACCACCAAAAUGUCAGCUUCUCCUUCACGGUGCCGUUCCUUAUUCUUCUUUUCCCCUAAUACCCUCCCAACCUGACUCGAUCUUCAAUGAGCUGACCCAUGCGACAACGAGGAGAGGAAGAAAUGAGUGCCGGGAGAAAAAGGGGCAAUAAAAACUGUCGCAGAUGAGGAAGCAGAGCUAGACAAGGUAGAGCGACGUCUAGAGGAGAUUAGCUAUUUCGAUUGCAUCUGUUUCCCCGAUUCCCAUUCUCAUUUAGCGAUUGCAUCAAUUUUCCCUCUCUUGCAAUCAAUCAACUCCAAUUCUGGUUUCCCCUUCUCAUUUAGCGAUUGCAUCAAUUUUCCUUCUUUAGCAUUGAUUCCUCUUCUAGAACAUGGCAUUCGUUAGACCAAAAGCACCCGUUUUUCAUCAGCCUAGGAGCAGCACAAGCAGCAGAAGACGAUGGAGGCCAUGGGCGGAACUGGGAACGUGCGGUGUAGGAAAAGGGACGCAAGCGGAGGACAAUAGGAGACAUACUCGAUCUCGGUGAACGGGU